This is a messenger RNA of Merops nubicus (carmine bee-eater), 1428 nucleotides long. RefSeq names its product phosphatidylinositol glycan anchor biosynthesis, class A (gene PIGA). Gene Ontology annotation, cellular component: glycosylphosphatidylinositol-N-acetylglucosaminyltransferase (GPI-GnT) complex. Gene Ontology annotation, biological process: GPI anchor biosynthetic process. Lineage: Eukaryota; Metazoa; Chordata; Aves; Coraciiformes; Meropidae. The record is from RefSeq and is a predicted model, not a curated record. Gene Ontology annotation, molecular function: phosphatidylinositol N-acetylglucosaminyltransferase activity.
GCCGAGGGCCCGGCGGGGCCGGCGCACAGCGUCUGCAUGGUGUCGGACUUCUUCUACCCCAACAUGGGGGGCGUGGAGAGCCACGUGUACCAGCUGUCGCAGUGCCUCAUCGAGCGCGGCCACAAGGUCCUGGUGGUCACCCACGCCUACGGCCAGCGGAAGGGCGUCCGCUACCUCACCAACGGGCUGAAGGUCUACUACCUGCCCCUGAAGGUAAUGUAUAACCAGUCCACGGCGACGACGAUCUUUCACAGCCUGCCCUUGCUCUUCCACAGCCUGCCCUUGCUCAGGUACAUAUUUGUGCGGGAGAGGGUCACCAUCGUCCACGCCCACAGCUCCUUCUCGGCCAUGGCCCACGACGCCCUCUUCCACGCCAAGACCAUGGGGCUGCGGACGGUCUUCACGGACCACUCCCUCUUCGGGUUUGCAGACGUCAGCUCGGUGCUCACCAACAAACUUCUGACGGUGUCACUGUGCGAUACCAACCACAUCAUCUGUGUCUCCUACACAAGCAAGGAAAACACGGUGCUGCGGGCCGCUCUGGACCCUCGGAUAGUCUCCGUCAUCCCCAACGCCGUCGAUCCCACCGACUUCACUCCAGACCCGUCAAGGAGGGAUGACAGUACGAUAACAAUUGUUGUUGUCAGCAGACUUGUUUACAGAAAAGGUAUAGAUUUGCUUAGUGGUAUAAUUCCUGAGCUCUGUCAGAAGUACCCGGAGUUACAUUUCUUGGUUGGAGGAGAAGGACCAAAACGAAUCGUACUGGAAGAAGUCCGGGAAAGAUACCAGCUGCAUGACAGGGUACGUCUCCUAGGAGCUUUGGAACACCAGGAUGUUAGAAAUGUUCUAGUCCAGGGGCACAUUUUUCUCAACACUUCUCUCACUGAGGCCUUUUGUAUGGCAAUUGUGGAAGCAGCAAGCUGUGGUUUACAGGUGGUGAGUACAAGAGUUGGUGGGAUUCCUGAGGUGCUCCCAGAAAAUCUCAUUAUUUUAUGUGAACCCUCAGUGAAAUCUUUGUGUGAUGGAUUAGAAAAAGCUAUUGCCCAGCUCAGAUCGGGAGUACUGCCAUCUCCAGAAACUGUUCAUAGUAAAGUAAAGACAUUUUAUACGUGGAGGAAUGUAGCAGAGAGAACUGAGAAAGUGUAUGACAGGGUUGCAGAUGAAGUGGUUUUGCCAAUGAAUGAGCGACUUAACAGACUGAUGUCUCACUGUGGCCCAGUGACUGGGUAUAUUUUUGCUCUUUUUGCAGUUCUAAACUUCCUUUUUUUGGCGUUUCUGAGGUGGAUGACUCCAGAUUCCAUUAUUGAUAUUGCAGUAGACGCCACAGGACCUAAGGGUGCAUGGACUAAACAUUAUUUUUGGGGAAAAAAAGGAAGAGCUAAAGAAGAACUUCCAAGCUCCUAAAAUGCUCAAAUGGCAAGGAAAUAA